Syzygium oleosum is the source of this 1387-nucleotide messenger RNA. Its product is annotated as methylthioribose-1-phosphate isomerase. NCBI's taxonomy places the organism in Eukaryota, Viridiplantae, Streptophyta, Magnoliopsida, Myrtales, Myrtaceae. The transcript is spliced from 9 exons. Gene Ontology annotation, molecular function: S-methyl-5-thioribose-1-phosphate isomerase activity. The record is from RefSeq and is a predicted model, not a curated record. The coding region runs from base 151 to 1293 and encodes 380 amino acids.
CAUGUAUCUAGCUCGAAGGCUCCACGCUUCGAGGAUUCAACGCAAAGCUCCGAUUUUUACGAUCCGUGAUCGCUCUCCGAGUUUCCCGGCACCGGCUCCGACGCCGCCGUGCGGAGGGUCUUCGCGUUGAUUACUGAGGGGGGCGAUCAGAUGACGCUCGAUUCCGGCUGCUCCAAUGGUGGCGGCGGGGGCGCUUCUCUGCAAUCCAUCUGCUACGAGCGCGGUUCCCUCCGGUUGCUCGACCAGAGAAAGCUUCCUCUGGAAACAGUCUACCUGGACAUAAAAGAUGCUGCCGAUGGAUGGCAUGCGAUAAAGGAGAUGGUGGUACGUGGAGCGCCGGCUAUUGCUAUUGCAGCCGCACUUUCUUUGGCAGUGGAAGUGUCUCGUUUCGAUGCUUUUAGUGGGACAGCUGCCGAUGCGGCCUCUUUCCUCGUUGGGAAGUUGGAUUAUCUUGUUUCAAGUCGGCCAACUGCCGUGAAUCUAUCUGAUGCUGCGACAAAACUGAAGGAAGUCAUCUCUGAUGCUGCUGCAACAGCUUCGGAAGCCAAAAAUAUUUUUCAGGCUUAUACAGAAGCUGCUGAAGUCAUGCUAGAAGAGGAUGUUGCUUCAAACAAAGCAAUUGGUAGCUAUGGAGCCACAUUCCUUAAGCUAAAUCAGAAAAACACCAAAGGACUCUCUGUGUUGACCCAUUGCAAUACUGGCAGUCUUGCUACAGCUGGAUAUGGUACAGCCCUAGGCGUAAUCCGUGCACUUCAUACUGAAGGGGUUUUGGAAUGGGCUUAUUGCACAGAAACACGCCCAUUCAACCAAGGUUCUCGGCUUACAGCUUUUGAAUUGGUACAUGAGAGAAUACCAGCUACCCUUAUUGCAGACUCUGCGGCAGCAGCACUAAUGAAGGAAGGAAGGGUGGAUGCGGUCAUCGUUGGAGCAGAUCGUGUGGCUGCAAAUGGCGAUACUGCGAACAAGAUUGGAACUUACAGUCUUGCCUUGUGUGCAAGGCAUCAUAGUAUUCCCUUUUAUGUGGCUGCACCUCUGACUUCUGUCGAUCUGUCUCUUUCUUCGGGUCAAUAUAUUGUUAUUGAAGAACGAUCCGCAAAAGAAUUGCUGAACUCACGUGGAGGCCUCGGGGAGCAAGUUGCUGCAUCUGGAAUAUCUGUCUGGAAUCCUGCCUUCGACGUUACACCUGCAAAUCUUAUAGCUGGUAUCAUAACCGAGAAGGGUGUCGUCACCAAGAACGGCAGUGAUGCUUUUGACAUGAAAGCAUUUGCACUUCAGCUAAAUGGUAAGUGCUGAGAGUUUGGGUGUGACAAGAUAGUCGUGUGCUUUGUCUUAGCUGUAACUCAAAGGUCACUUAGAAAUUGAAUAAAUUGUCGAGGCGGCUUUGUUA